Mustela erminea (ermine) is the source of this 4332-nucleotide messenger RNA. It is a transcript of the gene SEMA4G, whose product is annotated as semaphorin 4G. Gene Ontology annotation, biological process: positive regulation of cell migration; negative regulation of axon extension involved in axon guidance; semaphorin-plexin signaling pathway. Bases 481 to 3003 code for a protein of 840 amino acids. NCBI's taxonomy places the organism in Eukaryota, Metazoa, Chordata, Mammalia, Carnivora, Mustelidae. The transcript has 16 exons. Gene Ontology annotation, molecular function: semaphorin receptor binding; chemorepellent activity. The record is from RefSeq and is a predicted model, not a curated record.
CCACCCCCGGCUCCGCCUCCACCAUCCCCCGCCCCGCCUCCGGCCGCGGCCCCUUCCUCCCGCAGCUGGUGCUGUGGGGCCGCGGAGCAGCGCAUCGCCGUCUCUAUGGCCCGGGAUCCGAGCGCAAAGAAAACGGACCUCAGAGAACCAGGACUAGUCCUUCUGUUGGGGCAGGGUGAUCCCAUCAGUGACCUGCAACCCCUCUAUGACCCUACAACAACUCCCUCCCACCAUGGAGUUUGUAUUUGAUGCAGAAAGGCAGUGUGUGAUCCAUCCCUCCCUCUGACCUCUAACCUGGGAUUCCAUGGCCACACAACCCUGUGAUUCCAUGUCCCCUCGAUUCCAGGACCCUCCCUGGCCCCAUGACCCCUGACCUUCCAAGUGACCUCUGUGGACCUUGACCCCUGUGACUGUUCUUCCCCUGUGGCUCUGGCCCUGGCUCCCCUGGGGGUUCUUACCAGUGUGGGCCUCCCCAGGAAAAUGUGGGGGAGGCUCUGGCCCCUCUUCCUGAGCUUCCUCACAGCAACAGCCGUCCCUGGACCCUCAUUGCGGAGACCAUCCAGAGAACUAGAUGCCACCCCGCGGAUGACCAUCCCUUAUGAAGAGCUCUCUAGGACCCGGCACUUCAAGGGUCAAGCCCAGAACUACUCAACACUGCUGCUGGAGGAGUCCUCCGCAAGACUGCUGGUUGGAGCCCGAGGUGCCCUGUUCUCUCUCAAUGCCCGUGACAUAGGAGAUGGGGCGCACAAAGAGAUCCGCUGGGAGGCCUCCCCAGAGAUGCAAAGCAAAUGCCAUCAGAAAGGGAAAAACAACCAGACAGAGUGCUUCAACCACGUGCGAUUCCUUCAGCGGCUCAACGCCACCCACUUCUACGCAUGUGGGACUCAUGCCUUCCAGCCCCUCUGCGCCGCCAUUGAUGCUGAAGCCUUCACCUUGCCAGCAAGCUUCGAAGAGGGGAAGGAGAAGUGUCCUUACGACCCAGCCCGUGGCUUCACAGGCCUCGUCAUUGAUGGAGGCCUCUACACAGCCACGCGGUAUGAAUUCCGGAGCGUUCCUGACAUCCGCCGGAGCCGGCACCCGCACGCCCUGAGGACAGAGGAGGCGCCCAUGCAGUGGCUCAACGAUGCUGAGUUUGUGUUCUCUGUCCUGGUGCGGGAGAGUGAGGCCAGCACCGUGGGGGACGAUGACAAGGUUUACUACUUCUUCACGGAGCGUGCCACUGACGAGGGCCCCAGCAGCUUUGCUCAGAGCCGCAACAGCCACCGUGUGGCCCGCGUGGCCCGUGUGUGCAAGGGAGACCUAGGAGGAAAGAAGAUCUUGCAGAAGAAGUGGACCUCCUUCCUUAAGGCGCGUCUCGUCUGCCACAUUCCACAGUAUGAGCUGCUCCGUGCUGUCUGCAGCCUGGACGCCAACGCCUCAGCCCGCACACACUUCUACGCGGCCUUCACGCUGACCACCCAGUGGAAGACCCUAGAGGCCUCAGCCAUCUGCCGCUACGACCUGGCCGAGGUGCAGGCUGUCUUCGCAGGUCCCUACAUGGAGUACCAGGAUGGUGCCCGGCGCUGGGGCCGCUAUGAGGGUGGGGUGCCGGAGCCUCGGCCUGGCUCAUGCAUCACAGAUUCACUGCGCACGCGUGGCUACAACUCAUCCCAGGAUUUGCCGUCCCUGGUCCUGGACUUUGUGAAGUUGCACCCGCUGAUGGCCCGGCCCGUGGUGCCCACACGCGGACGGCCCCUGCUGCUCAAGCGAAACGUGCGCUACACGCACCUCACAGGGACGCCUGUCUCCACGCCCACCGGGCCCACCUAUGACCUGCUCUUUCUGGGCACAGCUGAUGGCUGGAUCCACAAGGCCGUGGUGCUGGGCUCUGGGAUGCACAUUAUUGAAGAGACGCAAGUGUUCAAGGAACCCCAGUCCGUGGAAAAUCUGGUCAUCUCUCCAGUGCAGCAUAGCCUCUACGUGGGGGCCCCUAGUGGAGUCAUUCAGCUACCACUGUCUAGCUGCUCCCGCUACCGCUCCUGCUACGACUGCAUCCUGGCCCGGGACCCCUACUGUGGCUGGGACCCUGGCACCCACGCCUGCAUCGUAUUCAGCAGGUCCCAGAGUAGCAGGACGACACUGAUACAGGACGUGGAGAGAGGCAACCGAGGCUGCGAAGGCCACAGGGACUCGGGGCCACCACCACCCCUGAAAACUCGCUCUGUACUCCGAGGGGAUGAUGUCCUCCUGCCCUGUGACCAGCCAUCCAACCUGGCCCGGGCCUUGUGGCUGCUUAAUGGGAGCACGGGCCUGAGUGACGGGCAGCACGGCUACCGUGUGGGUGUGGAUGGGCUACUGGUGACAGACAUACAGCCCGAGCACAGUGGCAACUAUGGUUGCUAUGCCGAGGAGAACGGCCUCCGCACCCUGCUGGCCUCCUACAGCCUCACCGUCCGGCCAGCCACACCCGCCCCAGCUCCACAAGCCCCUGCCAUGCCCGGGGCGCAGCUGGCACCUGACGUGAGGCUGCUCUACGUGCUGGCCAUCGCUGCACUUGGCGGCCUCUGCCUCCUUCUAGCUUCCUCCCUCCUCUACGUGGCCUGUCUUCAGGGAGGCAGACGAGGGCGGCGAAGGAAAUACUCUCUGGGUCGGGCAGGCCGGGCAGGGGGCUCGGCCGUGCAGUUGCAGACCGUUUCAGGCCAGUGUCCUGGAGAGGAAGAGGAGGGCGACGACGGGGAGGGGCCUGGGGGACUGGAAGGUGGCUGCCUCCAGAUCAUCCCUGGGGAGGGAGCCCCAGCCCCACCGCCUCCGCCUCCCCCACCCCCGCCGGCCGAGCUGACCAACGGGCUGGUGGCUCUGCCCAGCCGGCUGCGCAGGAUGAACGGCAACAGCUACGUGCUCCUGAGGCAGAGCAACAACGGAGUGCCAGCAGGGCCCUGCUCGUUCGCGGAGGAGCUCAGCCGCAUCCUGGAGAAGAGGAAGCACACGCAGCUUGUGGAGCACCUGGACGAGAGCUCUGUCUGAGCCCGGCCUCGUAGGACAAAUGCUCUUCCAAGCCAGCCUGUCUGCCCCAGGCCGGGCUGCUGUUUCCCCCACACAGCCACUCUGUUGUCACCCCUGCAACUCCAGGCCCUUCUCCCAACUUUUUGAUGUCCCUGUAGGGCUAGCAGAGUCAGGCCCAGCCAAAGCCCCCUCCCCAGUCUCCACAGACCCAUCUGUGAGCAGCCCAGGCCAACCGGUGCUCCUCAGAGGCAGGGCUCUGCAGGUCCAGAUGACCUCAAUGUCACCACCCUCUGCAUGGCCCUAUGUGCUGGAUGGUCCCGAAACCAGACAAGACCUCUGCCAGCCGCCAGAGCCACCUGAGCCCUGCGUACAUUCACAUGUGCACAUGGAUGAAUGUCCAUCAGCUGGGCUGCAGGGCCCCCGCCCCCACCUCCUGGUGCAUUCUUGUAUUUCACCUCUCCUGGACUUUGGGUACCCUUCCAAUUGCCACAUCCCAUACUAUCUAGUCCUCUCCCCUAGUUCCAGCCAGACCCAUGUAGUGACCUCUUUGGCAAGAGCUUGGGAACAGGCCAGCCAGGGGAGGUAAGACUGUGUCAUUCCCCUCUUCUUCCUUAAUGUGUAGCCCUUGUGAGUCAGCACCCCCAUCCCCUUGGUCACUCUCAAGAGUGACAGAGAGAGCCCCAGGCAUGUCCCUUCACACACAUGUGCUUACAUUUCCACAUGCAUUUCUGAGCCUCCCUUUGCUGCCUCGGACCUAGCUGUUGGGUUUGGUCCGUGGACACUUCAGAGGGAGAGCCGUCUCCCGUUCAGCUGUCCUCUCAGACAUUUCCCUAGGAUGGGUGACCAACACUGCAAUGAGCCAGCCUCCCUUUGGGGGACCAAGCAUUUGCUACCCCUAGACCAGAGCAGGGGGAGGAGAUCUGCUGUCUCACCUGGCACAUGAAGCCCGUUCUUGGAACUAUGCAAAGGGCGGAGGCUGGGAGUUUGGAUGCUUGGCUCCCACCCCUGUCCUACCUCACCGGGGCACUUUCAGGGUCCAGGGGCCUCUGAAGUCUCCAGGCCCAUACGGGACAAUCAAAUCCUGACUGAGCUCCCCCAUUCCCCUUGGGUGAGGAUGACUGUUAUUUUUGUAGUUGAGAACGUGGAAUCCCCACGGAUUUUUACUGCCCUUCACUCAACCUCUCUCACCUCCACCCCACAAUGAAUGUAUUUAUUGUAAGAACGGCUAUACUUCUUUAGGAAUGCCCCCACUCACCACCCAGGUGGGCAGAACAGGCAUGUGACAGAGUGGGGAGCCUGGGUUCCGCUCCUCCCCCUCUUGUUGGUCAAUAAAUGCCCUCUCUCCCCACA